This is a messenger RNA of Plasmodium inui San Antonio 1, 5709 nucleotides long. RefSeq lists its product as hypothetical. The record is from RefSeq and is a predicted model, not a curated record. The coding region runs from base 1 to 5709 and encodes 1902 amino acids. NCBI's taxonomy places the organism in Eukaryota, Apicomplexa, Aconoidasida, Haemosporida, Plasmodiidae. The transcript has a single exon.
AUGGACGGAUUUGAUGAGACAAAAAUGAAACAGCUUCAGCUGUUGAAGGAAAAAAUGAAGAUUGCCAAGGCACAGAAAGUGGAAGAAGUAAAAAAAAAUGAAGACGUCUUCUCCCUCUCGCAUGACGUAAAAAAUGUAAGAUCAUUUGAGACACAAGAUAUCCGAUUUAAUAAAAUAGGGAAAAAAAUUUUCGAUUCUUUUACUCCCAAUAAAAAAGCAACACACAUUAAGGGGACGAAUAGUAGGUACCCCUUUCAGCAAGUGAAAAGCGGAAAUCCUAACGUCCCCUUUAAGACAAAGAAUGGACUGAUCAAAUUGCCAAACGAGUCCAAUGCGUUUGAUACGCCACUAACAUUUGAAGAAGUCAUGCGAAGAAAAAAUGAGAAGAAAAAACGCGAACUGGAAAGAGGUGGACAGAAUGGCAUGGUAGACAUGCUGAAUAAUGUAAGGCAGUUUAAUUUCAGUGACAACCGGGAGGACAAAAGCGAGUCUGGUCUCCUUCAGGGCAUGCCUCGCGCCUACCCGGGUAAUGCCGAUGGUGGCCACGCUGACGAGGAGGGGCAACUACACCAAGCCAAUCACGACAGUCACGCGGGAAGCACCGAUGUAUACGGCCACAUGUACAGUAGUAGCCCCUUGAGGCAAAUUCACGAAACGAAUGUCGUGAGCAACUAUGACGAUGCAAGUGGACUCCACCAAAGGAAACUGCACGACAAAGCCACCAACAGGGAAGAAGCCUCAAGCGGAUACGCAACCGAAAACAAUCAUUCAAUUAAUGGGAGCAUCUCCAAUAACACUAGUCCGUUUGGCAUGGACGUAGUGAAGAACAGCCAGUCUCUUUCUCAUGGUAUGAAUUCUUUCACUAAUUAUUUCGCACACCAGCUGGGGAAAGGUCAGGACGAUGCACAAAACGGGGCACAAACCGGUGCAGAUUUUAACAGGACUUCCCCUCACGCUGCUAACAAUGUGGGAAAUCCUCUCAGCGAGAGCUUCCCAGGUACCAGCGGUGGAAGUCGAGUUGGCGGUUUGUUUGGCACUCGUGGAGACCUAACCAAUCGUACUGGUAGUAACAUUUUUGGCUGCAGUUUAGCUAAGCUAAAUCAGUCCAUUUUUAACCAAACGGUUAACGUUACGAGGUCAGGUGAAGAGUCAAGUAUCAAUAUGCAGAACGGGAAUCAUAGCAAUAUGACUCCCUCUGCUAGCAGUGUCGUCAAGGGGGAAGUCCGGGGGGAGACUGCCCACAGCCUGUUUCAGAGCAGUGGAAAUAGCCCUGUCAGAGUAAGUAGCAUUUUCGGCACUCAUAAUGCGCCUAUUGGGAGUAACCAACCUGGUACGAAUAGCUCUGUUGUGCCCCCAUCUCCAAACCAAGGCAUCGAAGCGAGUUCCCUAUUCGCUCGCAACGAUGGAAAUAGUAAUGGAAACAACACGGGCAGUUUUCUUAAUAACUCAUUCAGCGGUAAUAAUUUGAGCAGCACGCGGAACACGCCAGAUUUAGCAGGCAAAAGUGGUCUCUUCAACAACACCAGUGAUGGCAGCGGGGGUAACGUUUUUGGAAAAUCGAGAAGCAACGUUCACCUGUUUAGUGGCAGUGGAGGUAUCUUCGGGAAGUCCAACAGUGGCGCCACGAACUUGUUUGGAAUUGCCCCUAACGAGAAGAACCCUUUUGGGAGUGCCGCCAACGAGAAGAACCCUUUUGGGAGUGCCGCCAACGGGAAGAAUCCACUUGGGAGCGCCACUAACGAGCAGAACCCAUUUGGGAGUGCCGCCAUCGAGAAGAACCCACUCGAGAAGGCAAAUAUCGGAAAAGGCAUUUUCGGGAACGUUCCAGGUAGCAGCAAACCCUUUGGAAACGCGGCGGGCAGCGACAACCUCUUCGGAGGUCCCCCCAGCGGAAGUAACAUUUUUGGCACCCCCGCGAAUGCCAGUAGUAACCCUUUUGGAAGGUCGUCCGGAGGAACCAACCUCUUUAACAAAAACGGAGGUGCUAGCAGCACGAGCCAGUUCGGCAACGCGAGAAGCUUCUUUGGGAAGCCCCCCGUGGGUAGAAACAUUUUUGGAGCCAGCAGCAGUUUGGUGAACAAUGUGAGCAGUUCCUUGAAUAGCGACGGCACGCUGUUGGCCGACGCUGCCCGGGGCGCCAUGGUUUCCGGUGUCAGCGGCAUUGGCAGUGUUAGCGGUGUCGCCAGCGUUGCUGGGCUGCUGAGUGCCAACGCUCAGAGCGCCCCCGACAGUAGGUGCGGCGCCCCUGCCGAGAGCCUCCUGAAUACAAGCGGAAAGUUAAUAAGUGACGGUCCCAAAGACAGCAGUGUAUAUUCAGCUCAAAAGGAGAAUCCCACCAGGGAUGUUGCCGUUCCAAGCAGCACCAACGGUGUGGGUCUUCCAAGCAGCAGCAACAAUGUUGGCCUCCCAAGCAGCGAAGCAAGUGGCGUCACCGACCCGUCCCAAGGGUACCUGGGUAGAGUCCCAAAUGGGAUGCGAAACAACAGUGACGUUAACGCAAGAGUUAUGCAGUUUAAGAAUACCCUGUCGAAUAUUAAGAGUAAAACAUCUGGAGGUCCCAACGAACCGAUGGAACGUAGCAGCGGGGACAGUGAAGCUCAAGUGGCUCAAAAAGGUGUGGCAGAUCUCCCCGAUACGAGUGAAAACCCCCCUGGAGGGGAUCCACUUGGGGUGGAAAAAAAUGACGCACAUAAACAAUCAGAAUCAUUGCAGUAUCAGAAUGAGGACAAAACAAGAGAUAGUAAUAAUAAUAAUGACGUGGCUGCGCAGCCAAGAUGUGAUAGACAGAGUGAAGAAUCAGCCAAAGCAUGUCCAGACAAUGACAAGGGAGAGGGCACCAACAUUCGAAGGACUUUCUCGAGCUAUUUUAACACGUUCAUUCCGUCGAUAUUUUCAAGCCCUAAUAAACAAGCCGUAAAAGAGGAGUACCCCAAAGGGGACGCUUCAAAUGUGGAGGUGAAGACAGGCAAUGUGGAGGUGGAGACAGGAAACGUGGAGGUGGAGACAGGAAGCAUGGAGGUGGAGACAGGCAACCUCGAGGUGAACAAAAACGUCCAUGUUAGUCCACUUGGUAAGGAUGUAUCGGAGGGGGACAAACCGGAUACAAAUCCUCUAUGCAGUGACAAGGAGGGAAAAACGAAGACAUUCUUUAGGGCCCCCCCAUUGAGGGACCCACCGAAUGGAACUCUCCCUUCAGAAACGGAUGGUGGCAACACGGUGACAAACAGUCGUGACAGUGUCUUACUAAAUGGUGAAAAAAUAAAUGAACCUCUACAUUUCGAUCCGUUUGUAGAUUCUGACAAUCCGAAUUGUAGCAACCACGAGGCGCCGUCGUUUAGCAGCCAAAAUGAGACACAGAUCCGCUCCAUAGGAGAGCCCCCGCAUGAGCAGAUUCACAACACGAAGACGGGCGAAGUGCUAAAUCUCCCAUUUGACGUUAGUCAAAACGGUGCAGUGAACCCUCUCAGUGAUGAGAAUAACAAAACGGGGAGUCUAUUCAAUCACGCGGGUAGUGUUCCAACUAGUGCGGCCCACCCAGGGGUGGAAGGCAAAAUGGAUCCUACGGCGGGGAUCAUUCCCUUCUCAAACGUAAAUGCUGGACGCACUGCAGAUGAGGUUGGGACGAUUCCCAAUACGGUGACCCCCGCUUUGGACGAGAAAUCGGGUAAGAGAUUCCUCGUGGGUAGUGCGUUGCACAAUGUUAAUAGCCAACACAACAGCGGUAGUGCCACGUCUGCUGUCUUCAGUAGGGAUGCUCAACCCCGGGGCAUCUUUCAGAAGGACCCAAGUCACAACCACCUGAUCGAAGUAGACAAUGCAGACAGCUUAGAAAAUAAAGAGCACCUCGAAAAAAUGAACCAAAUAUAUAAAAACAUAAAUUGCAUAAACAAAAACAUAAGCUAUAUUAAUAAGUACGUCCCGUCCACCAUUGAAGAUGUGGACAAUUAUCUGCAGGGGGGUAUAACCUCGGUGCAGAAUUACGACGCCUUGUCUAGUGCAAAUCGAACGUGUCUAGAAAAAAUGAAUGCACCUGGUAGUUCCGCACAGUCAAAUAAGGAAUUAAAAAAUAUGAUAAACGUUUUGAAUAAGCAAAUGGGUAAAGGGGGUGGACCCUCUGGGGGGGGAGACAACAGGGGGGUGGUAGCACUUGGGCCGGUGAAGGGGACGCUGUUUUGUAACCCCUUUAAUAGAGCUAGCCAGGUGGAUAUGACACAUAACACGAAAGCAGGAGUGAUGCCUAGCGCGCCAGACGGAGGGUCUUCCAGAUGCUACCCCAUUUUUAAUGCCACAGGGAAACAAGCCCCCCCUGGUGGCAAUCUUGUAAACACGAAUAUGCUCACACCCCGAGAAAAAUUAAAAUUAAUAAAUGAGACUUCCAAAGAAAUUGCAACGAAUGAAGAAUCUGAUGUGGACGAGAAAAUACCUGAACAUGUUCAGAAAAUUAUGGAAAGAAGAGAAUAUUUUAAAACAAAAAAUAAGUUAACAAACAGUGACUCAAAGAAAAGCAUCAUCGGAAUGAAAAAAAUCAAACCAUUUGUCCCAUCCGAGUGUAGUGAAUCUUUUAGAAACACCUUUUACACUAAUGAAAAUAGCAAAAAUAAGAAUAAUGUUUUUUCAUUACAAAAUUUAAGCAGUAUGAAUAUUUUGAGCCCCAACCAAGGGAGUAGUAGCGCUGCUGCGAGUGGCAACAUUAUGGGCAUCGUGGAGAGGGGACUGAAUAACAAUGCCUUUGCUCCCCUUGGAGGUGAGGCUCCUCCUAUGAUGAAUAGUGUUGAUCAUUUUAAGAUAGCGGACCAUUCAAACAACGGUGCUGCCGCUAUAGGCACUUCUUACCCGACGGUGGAUGACCGCAGUGCCAUUUUUAAGGACUACCCAGUGGAGGAGCAGAGCAGAAGCGAAACGCACACACAUAGUAGCAGUGCGAAUUUUUUUAUAUAUAAAAAUAUGCCACCUUCGUCGAGUAACACCAUGAUGAAUUGCGCUUUUUCGAGUGAAAAUGCACAGGAUGGUUAUAACCCCUUGGUGCCGACCAGAAAUUGUAGCAGUGCAAUUAAUUCAGGCGAGUUAAUCGGUAGGGUGAAUGGCAGUGGCCGAGGAGGCGAGACCAAACCAUCAGGAGAAUCUCUCAUGAAGAUGGAAGAAGAGCUAAACAGACAAACCGAUUUUAUUUCGAACAUCUACACACGUUUAGGGAAAAACAAUUUUAUUUACGACAACCGCGAGGGGAUAGACUCGACGGCUGAUGAGCAGAGAGGUGACCUUAGGGACGAUGGAGUGGACCCCGCGGUUACCAACACGGAUGACACCCCAUUAAGGAAGAGAAGCCUGGACAGCAUCAGUCGCGUCCACCACGAGAACGAUGACGUACGUGACGAUGAAUGCAACCCGUUCGAUAACGUCGAUAACGUGGAUAACGUCGAGAACGCAGAUGACGACGAUCCCACGUGCUCACACAAGAAAAAAAGGAAAUUCACUCCCAAUGAAAUCAACUCAGAAAUGCUUCAAAAGGAAAACAGAUGCAUUGACAUAUCCAACUGUGUUAAAGAGAUUAGGGACUCCAUGACGUUGGAGGAUAUUUCGGCCAACUUGAGCAAAUACACCCUGGAAAGCGAACGGAUUUUGUGCGAUAUAAUUAACGACACUUUUAAAAUGUCUCUGAAGAUUUCUUCGCUGAGCGAUUUACCCUUUCUGUUCGAGGACUCCCCCUGA